Vicia faba (fava bean) is the source of this 456-nucleotide messenger RNA. The record is from the annotation of a GenBank genome assembly. NCBI's taxonomy places the organism in Eukaryota, Viridiplantae, Streptophyta, Magnoliopsida, Fabales, Fabaceae.
AUGUCGUCCAAGAGAAAGGUUAGAGAGCCAAAGGAAGAGACUGUUACUCUUGGUCCUGCUGUUAAAGACGGGGAACAUGUUUUUGGUGUUGCUCGUAUAUUUGCUUCGUUUAACGAUACCUUCAUUCAUGUUACUGAUUUGUCUGGAAGAGAAACCCUUGUCCGCAUUACUGGUGGAAUGAAAGUUAAAGCUGACAGAGACGAGUCAUCUCCAUAUGCUGCUAUGCUUGCUGCACAAGAUGUAGCUACCAGAUGCAAGGAGUUGGGAAUAACUGCUCUUCAUAUCAAGCUUCGUGCAACCGGAGGAAACAAGACCAAAACACCAGGCCCUGGUGCUCAGGCUGCUCUUCGUGCCUUAGCUCGUUCAGGAAUGAAAAUUGGUCGCAUAGAGGAUGUGACCCCAAUUCCUUCAGACAGCACACGCAGAAAGAGUGGUAGAAGGGGUAGAAGGCUAUAG